Messenger RNA from Plasmodium gonderi, 661 nucleotides. RefSeq names its product variable surface protein. The transcript has 2 exons. The annotation marks the transcript as partial. The record is from RefSeq and is a predicted model, not a curated record. NCBI's taxonomy places the organism in Eukaryota, Apicomplexa, Aconoidasida, Haemosporida, Plasmodiidae.
UAAAAUUAAAAAUAUAUGUGAUUGUUUGAUUAAAAGUGCUUCUGAAGAUAAUUAUAAAUGUCCAUGUGAUAACAUUUCUAGUAAUAGUGAACUUUCAGGAGUUUUUGACAAAUUUAAAAAAUGUAAUGAAAAGAAUGUGUCAUCAGCUAAUGGAGUAUCAAAUACAUCACCACAUAAAUUCAAGAAUUUAUUAGAUAUCUACCAUUAUAACUGUUAUUUAAAUGUAUUAAAAGAAAUAUUAAGUGUAAAAGAUACAACUACCCUAUGUGGGAUAAAUGUUUCAGAACACAAGGAAAGCGUUAAAAAAAUAUUGACAUAUAUAGAAGUAACACAGAAAAUUGGAAAAAUUACAUUGAGCUCUGUACGCCUGACUAGCAGUAUAGUUGCAUUUGUCAUGAAAUUAUUCUUAAGUAUGAUGAAAAAUAUUUCAUUUAAAGAAAUAGUUCUACCAUUGUGUGUCUCUUUAUCUGUAACAAUUAUCCUUAUUUUUAUAUUUUAUCAGGUAGAUAUAAUUUAUGCAUUAGGACCAUGCUUACAUAAAUGCAAUAAAAAGAAAAAAAUAAUUCAAAAUUGUAAUGAAGAAUUACAAUAUAGACCUUUUCCUCACAAUGUGUCAUUAUAUGAAAAUGUUAGGCGAAAGAAUUACUACAUUGUAUAUUAA